This is a messenger RNA of Mesoplodon densirostris (Blainville's beaked whale), 1572 nucleotides long. RefSeq names its product EPM2A glucan phosphatase, laforin (gene EPM2A). The transcript has 4 exons. The record is from RefSeq and is a predicted model, not a curated record. Lineage: Eukaryota; Metazoa; Chordata; Mammalia; Artiodactyla; Ziphiidae. Gene Ontology annotation, biological process: protein dephosphorylation. Gene Ontology annotation, cellular component: cytoplasm; nucleus. Bases 64 to 1059 code for a protein of 331 amino acids. Gene Ontology annotation, molecular function: starch binding; protein tyrosine/serine/threonine phosphatase activity; carbohydrate phosphatase activity.
CGCUCGGGUCGCGUCCGCCGGUCGCAGGGAGACUGGAGCCCGGGAGCCGCGCCGCCCGCCGCCAUGCGGUUCCGCUUCGGAGUGGUGGUGCCGCCCGCGGUGGCCGGGGCCGGGCCGGAGCUGCUGGUCGUGGGGUCUCGGCCUGAGCUGGGGCACUGGGAGCCGCGCGGGGCGGUGCGCCUGAGGCCGGCGGGCACGGCGGCAGGCGCGGGGUCGCUGGCGCUGCAGGAGCCGGGCCUGUGGCUCGGGGAGGUGGAGCUGGCGGCCGAGGAGGCGGCGCAGGACGGGGCGGAGCCGGGCCGCGUGGACACGUUCUGGUACAAGUUCCUAAAGCGCGAGCCGGGAGGAGAGCUCUACUGGGAAGGCAAUGGGCCUCACCAUGACCGUUGCUGUAUUUAUAAUGAAAACAACUUGGUGGAUGGUGUUUAUUGUCUCCCAGUAGGACACUGGAUCGAGGCCACUGGGCACACCAACGAGAUGAAGCACACAACAGACUUCUAUUUUAAUAUUGCAGGCCACCAAGCCAUGCAUUAUUCAAGAAUUCUACCAAAUAUCUGGCUGGGUAGUUGCCCUCGCCAAGUGGAACAUGUAACCAUCAAACUGAAGCAUGAACUGGGGAUUACGGCUGUAAUGAAUUUCCAGACGGAAUGGGAUAUUGUACAGAAUUCCUCAGGCUGUAACCGCUACCCAGAACCCAUGACUCCUGACACUAUGAUUAAGCUGUAUAAGGAAGAAGGCUUGGCCUAUAUCUGGAUGCCGACACCGGAUAUGAGCACUGAAGGCCGCGUCCAGAUGCUGCCACAGGCGGUGUGUCUCCUCCACGCGCUGCUCGAGAACGGACACACCGUGUACGUGCACUGCAACGCCGGGGUGGGCCGCUCCACCGCCGCCAUCUGCGGCUGGCUCCAGUACGUGCUGGGCUGGAAUCGCAGGAAGGUGCAGUACUUCCUCGUGGCCAAAAGGCCGGCUGUGUACAUUGAUGAAGACGCCUUGGCCCGGGCAGAGGAAGACUUUUAUCAGAAAUUUGGGAAGGUUCGGUCUUCCAUAUGCAGUGUAUAGGUGAUGGAUCUGCGUCAACUACCUUCUGGUUCCCUUAUGAAGCCUGGAGUGAUGCUUGUAAAUGACCUAGAAACCAAGAGUCUUCCUCAACUGGAAAGGCGGGUCUUGGCUUCUCCGCUGACCUGCCUUCUUUAGUCUGGCACUGACUUCUGGUUACGCUUUGGUUGAGCUGUAUCUUCUUUGGAAUAUUUUACAAAGGAAGCUGUAACUGGCACGCAAGAAAAGUCCACAAGCAGCUGGACUGUGCAGUGUGGUUCUGGCAUCAGACAGAAAGUGAAUGGGUGCAGUUCUGUGCCUGCAGGCGGCUCGGCCCCUGCAGCAUGGUGGCUGCUUUGCAGUACUGUGAAUGCACGACUGCCCUUGCUUGUUGCGUUGUGACUUGGCUUGAGGAAGAAAAGGUUGGGAGUUAUGUAGAUGGCAUCACUGUGUGUGUCCAUGCACACACACACACACACACACACACACACGUACAUACAUGCACAGCUUUUCUGCUGAACUGAGAUGGAAUUAUAA